GCCACCUGGAUGCCACGCCUUGUUAUAGGUAGACUUUUGUUGCUAGUGGCAGAGACCAGCACAAACCGGCUUCUGCAAAAUGGGAAUUGUUAGAUCAUAGAGAGGGGAAAAGUCCAGAGGCCCCAGUGACAACAAGGGCACUCAGAACUCCAAGGAUGCUCUUGAGCUGCAGAGGCACGAAAUCCUGGACUUCAACCUCAUCUGAGCUGUUCAACUCAACCAUGCAAAAAAAAAAAAAAAAAAAAAAAAAAGACUAAAACGUGUUUCCAAGCCUGUGACAUGAUGUCAUGUCAAAGCUCACACCUAAGAACUGUGCAGUUGAAUAACAGCAACAACACCAAAAUCACACACCAACUAAGUCUUGUAACACUUUGAGCAAGUUCACAAUUUUGUGUUGGGCUGCAUGCAUUCUUAGCUAUCCCGGGAUGCGUGCAGACCACAGGGUAGACAAGGCUAGUGGGACAUCUGCUUCCAGCUGGCAAAAUCCAAGCAGAAGUUGCUUGUGACUUGAUGUGCCAGUGCCAUGCUAACACAGGAGAGGAGGAAAUGCUGUGGGCUGCCAAGCUGGGCAUGGUCCAGCGCUAACCUGCACCACCAGCUGCGGCUUCCUGCUGCCAGUGCAGCUGCAGCUGCCCCUGUGGUCCCUGGCCCCUUGACUCUCUCCUGCUGCUCCAAGGCUGUGGAUCUGAUGAUACAGAUGUGAGGUUGGAACUGAGGAGACAGGCGAAGAACCUCAAUGAGGGGCAGCUGCCAACCCCUGAGAGACGCCCAUACCAUUGGGCAUCUCUGCCUCCCCUUAUCAAGGCUCUCAGCAUCUAUCCCCCACCCCACCCCGGGAAGAGAUGGUCCAAGCCCAGAAGCCCUGGAUUCCAGUACUCUCUGCCUUACCUUAUAGAUCCUGGUAAGUCACAUGUCGCAAGUGUUCCCUCUUCCAAAGAAAGGAGAUGGGUUUGGGAAAUACGGGGACAGUCACUCCUGUCCAAGUGCCAACGCUGACUAGUAGGACACCCGGCUGAAGGUGAACUAUGUUGCUCAGGACUCUGUCUGUGGCUCUAUCCAGAAGUCAGGAGUGCUGGAAUCAACUGGUGAUGUCUGCUUGGCACUCAGGAUGGAGAAGGCAGACCAGGUGCCACAUUCCCAAGUCACAACCUACCUGCCACCAAGAACCAAAGAACCCUGCCCAUGGGACACUCUGCCACUUGGAUUCCAUGAGAUGUCAUGAAGCAAAAGUUACCAAUGGGAAGUAUGAGGACUCUCCAAUAGGAACUUGAUCCGGGGAACAAGUCACUUCCCCUAAAGGAUGGAAAACAGGAAAGGACUUGGAGUCCCAAGCAUGCCAGCGAGAAGCAGGUGAAUUUUAAGAUGAAAGAUGUUCCAGGUGUCCAGAGCCUUUGAGGUGACCUCAAUACCCAGAGCCAUCAAAGAGCCAGCAGAUGCCUGUGUCCCCUCCCCUGACGCACAGCAGCAGCCAUUGUCUAAGGCCGCCUCAUCUGAAGCAGGAAUCGGAGCAGAAAGGACCAGACCCAGCCUCCAGCAUCCGUGUCCCAGAAGAUACAUGUGGGACAGGACCCCUGAAUCCCUCUGAUGAAGAUUAAGUCCAUGAGAGAAAACCUUCGGGAAAGCCACAUGCUGAAGGAUUACCUGGAGAGGUACCCUCGUAGCCGGGCUCACGUGCUUCUAGAGCAGCGCCGGAACCCAGCAGUAACUUAUGAGCCCAUGAGGAACUACCUAGACCUGGUCUACAUUGGCAUCAUCAGCAUCGGCACACCCCCUCAGGAGUUCAAGGUCGUCUUGGAUACUGGUUCUGCCUACCUGUGGGUACCGUCCAUCUACUGCUCCAGCCCAGCCUGCGCUCACCACAAGGUCUUCAAUCCUCUGCGAUCUUCCACUUUCCUGGUCUCGGGCCGACCUGUGAACGUCGCCUAUGGUUCAGGAGAGAUGUCGGGAUUUCUUGCCUAUGACACUGUCAAGAUUGGGGACCUCAUGGUUGUGGCCCAGGCAUUUGGCCUGAGCCUGGAGGAACCAGGCACUUUCAUGGAAUAUGCGGUCUUUGAUGGUAUCCUGGGGCUGGGCUACCCUGACCUUAGCCUUCAGGGAGUCCUGCCUGUCUUUGACAACAUCUGGAUGCAAGGCCUCAUCCCCCAGAAUCUCUUUGCCUUCUACUUGAGCAGCAAGGAUGAGAAGGGCAGCAUGCUAAUGCUGGGUGGAGUGGACCCCGCCUACUACAGCGGAGACCUUCACUGGGUGCCUGUGUCCAAGCCCAGCUACUGGCAGUUAGCUCUGGACAGCAUCUCCAUGAAUGGAGUAGUCAUUGCCUGUGAAGGUGGCUGCCAAGGUAUUAUGGACACAGGGACCUCCUUGCUGACUGGCCCCCGAAACGCAAUCCUUAAAAUUCAGAAUCUCAUUGGUGCCAAGGCCACCAGUGAUAACGAGUACAUUCUCAAGUGUGACAACAUCAACACCCUACCUGAUAUUGUCUUCACCAUCAGUGGUGUUACCUACCCAGUGCCAGCCAGUGCCUACAUCAGGAAGAAGCAUUCACACAACUGCUACAGCAACUUUGAAGAAGGCAUAGACGACUCUUCGGACUCUGAGAUGUGGGUGCUGGGGGAUGUUUUCCUAAGGCUGUAUUUCACCGUGUUUGAUCGGGCAAAUAACAGGAUUGGUCUGGCUCCUGCUGUGUGAGUGCUGGGCUUCCUUCAGGGGAGAGCCAGGCACAUGACACAGACAUGAAUGCUCAUGGGGCAUUCCCACCCGGGGGAGCUGACCCCAGCUAUUGGGAGCUCUGCAAAGCCCUGUUCUGGGUGGAGAAUAAAGAUUGCAUUCACAAAGCC
This is a messenger RNA of Peromyscus maniculatus bairdii (prairie deer mouse), 2834 nucleotides long. Its product is annotated as pepsin A-5. Gene Ontology annotation, biological process: proteolysis. The record is from RefSeq and is a predicted model, not a curated record. Gene Ontology annotation, molecular function: aspartic-type endopeptidase activity. Lineage: Eukaryota; Metazoa; Chordata; Mammalia; Rodentia; Cricetidae.